Leucoraja erinaceus (little skate) is the source of this 2439-nucleotide messenger RNA. RefSeq names its product solute carrier family 6 member 7 (gene slc6a7). Bases 185 to 2149 code for a protein of 654 amino acids. Gene Ontology annotation, biological process: sodium ion transmembrane transport. NCBI's taxonomy places the organism in Eukaryota, Metazoa, Chordata, Chondrichthyes, Rajiformes, Rajidae. Gene Ontology annotation, molecular function: L-proline transmembrane transporter activity. The record is from RefSeq and is a predicted model, not a curated record. Gene Ontology annotation, cellular component: membrane. The transcript has 15 exons.
CUAUUUUCUCCCAGUCUCCUAGGCGACCAGGUGAGAGAGCUUGCCGUACAGGUGAGGCAGCAGUGUUGGGGUUGGAGCCACCUGGAUUACCUGUCAGCCGGUCGCUCCCAGCACCGCUCCACGACUCUACCCCUGCCGCAGAUACUGCCUAGAUGUCAGCAGCAGCAGCGUGCAGCUCUGCUCAAUGAGAUUCCUCGAAACAUGGGCCAACUACAUGAAGAAAACAGACACCAACAAAGACGAAAUAAAGUCACCUGGAGGUCCUCAGGCUUCCAUGACAAUCGCCAACGGAUUCGUGGAGAGCCCAGUCAGGACCCAGGAGGGGGCGGAGGUGGCCGCGCAGAGUGGACCUGCGCCUGAGCCCCCGGCUCCGCUCCCCGAGCAGCCGCCGGCCCGCGGUGGCUGGGGCGGCAAGCACGAGUUCCUGCUCAGCUGCAUCGGCUACUGCGUGGGGCUGGGCAACGUGUGGAGGUUCCCUUACCUCUGCUACCGCAAUGGAGGAGGUGCGUUCCUCAUCCCCUACUGCAUCAUGAUGAUGGUGACGGGAUUGCCGCUCUUCCUGAUGGAGUUGAGUCUGGGCCAAUAUGGCGGCACCGGGCCCAUCACCGUGUGGAAGUGCUGCCCCCUGCUGAAAGGGAUCGGCAUUGGAAUGUUGGUGGUGGCCUCCCUGGUGUCCCUCUACUACAAUGUCAUCAUCGCAUGGACCUUCUACUACCUAGGCAGCUCCUUCCAGAACCCCCUGCCCUGGUCUUGUGAAGCCCCAGCAAACUUCCACCUGUGUCAGAAUCUGACAGCCAACCGCAGCUCUUUGAGUGCCAGUGAAUUCUUCUGGAAUGAGCGUGUGCUGGGACUACCCCACAGUGCAGGGCUGCAGGACCCGGGACGGGUUCGCUGGCAACUGGCCUUGUGUCUCCUGGUCGCCUGGGUCUUUAUCUUCCUCUGCUGCCUGAAGGGGAUUCGCAGCUCGGGCAAGAUGGUGUACGUGACGGCCACAUUCCCGUACCUGGUGUUGAUCGUGUUGAUCAUCCGCGGCGCCACGCUGCAGGGGUCACUGCAAGGGGUUCAGUUCUACCUCAGCACCAACUGGCAGCGACUUGGCAGCGCCCAGGUGUGGAACGAUGCUGCCUCCCAGAUAUUCUAUUCGUUGGGCAUCGGCUUUGGGGGUCUGCUAUCCAUGGCAUCUUACAACAAGUUCGACAACAAUGUGGUCAGGGACACGUUGAUCAUCGUCACCGGCAACUGCAUUACCAGUUUCAUUGCCGGCUUCGCCAUCUUCUCCAUCCUGGGACACAUGGCGUGGAAGAAGGGCGUGGCAGUCAGUGACGUGGCGGACACGGGUCCAGGCUUGGCAUUCGUGGCUUACCCAGAGGCCCUGGCGCUCCUGCCCGGCUCCUUCAUCUGGUCUAUUCUCUUCUUCCUGAUGCUCUUCACCCUGGGGAUCGAUACCCUGUUUGGGAACCUGGAGGGAAUCACGACGGCUGUGCUGGAUGAGUUCCCGGCGCUCCGGCAGCCCAGGCGGAAAGCCAUGUUCCUGGCUGCCCUCUGCUUCGUCUUCUACCUGCUGGGACUGCUGCUCGUCACAGAGGGGGGUAUCUACUGGUUCACACUGAUCGAUGCCUACAGCACCAGCUUUGGACUCAUCAUUAUUACCUUCUUCAUGUGUCUCGGCAUUGCCUUCUUCUACGGGGUCAACCAGUUCUGUGACGACAUUGUGGACAUGCUGAGGCUCUGCCCGCCCUGGUGCGUCACCAUGCUGCUCUACUUCAAGGCCUGCUGGAUUCUCUUCACACCUCUCCUGCUGCUGUUUAUCCUGAUUUACAUCUUUGUGGAGAUGUACAACACGCCGCUGCACUACGGCCCGUACGAGUACCCGGCCUGGGGCAAAGCACUAGGGGUGUGCCUGGGGGUGGUCAGCUGCAUACAGAUCCCCAUCUGGUCAGUGGUGGCCGUGGUCAGCGAGUCCGGCACCCUGCGUGACCGCUUCCGGAAGGCCAUCCGACCCUUGAACUCCUGGAAGGUGACCGGCGGUGACCGCACCUUCACCCAACACAUCAUCGACGUCCCCUUCCACGUCACCCUGACCGACCACGAGUUCACCAACGAGGGUCCGGGGCUCAGUGGCCAGAGCAGCGGGCCUGGUUCUGAGUGACCGCUGGCCGUGGGCCCAGGCUCAGAGGUCAGAGGUCAGGGGUUAGUGGCUGGACUGGCCGGGACCAGCCACAAGACGUGGCAAUGGGUCAACCCCCACUGACCUCUGACCUGGGCCCUGGCUCAAUGCUCGGACCACUCCUGCUGACCAGUAUUGAGGAUGGCUAGACUCUUGGCUCAAACACGGACAGCUCCACCAUCUCAGGCUGCAAUACAAGCGGGGGCCAGACAGCUGCUGGACCGGCCUGUCGCGGCCCCUGGCCCUGGACACACGGACAGCAUCUUCCAGUA